AUGGCAAGCGGUCCCUUAGUGUUCAUUCAUCCCGUGCUAGACGAGAGAAGCGGUAACAGUGGCGGUUCAGUUUCACAUCAUCAUUCCUCCACCCCAGGACCUCCCCCUUGCCCUAAAUCAAACGAAGUCGGCAUGGUAUUGAGUCGAUUGGGAGAUGACUUAUUUUAUUGGAAUGCUGCCUCUACGACAACCCCAAGCCACCACCCCCACCACCACCACAUCAACCAAUCAUCACAUGGACCUCAACACCAUCAGACGCGGCAACAGCAACAGGCCACUGCCUCCUUCUCCUCCUCUGCCUCCUCCUCCUGGGAUCUAUCUGCAAACCACCUCACCGCUGAUCACUGGAUCAACUCCCCUAGGGGUCAUUCGGAUCCCAACUUGCAAAGGUUUUUCAUUCGGUUCAAUCAGUCUGUACCUCAUCCACACCUUCUGCAUGCCCGUUGUAGAGAGAAGACUUGUGGACGCUUCUCCAAUGAGUUGGCCUUCAAUAACUGCAUGUACAAUUCCUCGGCUGAGUCCUCUUCUGCAAUCUGUCCGCCUUCCUGCACACCGACUCCCAUGUCAACCGGGACAUUGACACUGGCAUCUCCACGACGAGGUGGAGGAGGAGGAGGAGGAGAUGGCAGUUGGAUGGUGCCCUGGCAACAACACAGACCUUCUGCUCACCCACAAACACAACAACAGGGUUUGAAUAAUAAGGAGGAUUUCUUCAAUACUGCGGGUAGCUAUCAAAAUUACGCAGGGUUCGACGGCACCGCUACGAAAAUCGUCAAUAACCGAGGCGAAUUUUUUCCCAGUGCUAAUCCACAUCCUUCACUUCCUCUUCAGCCACAGACACACCCGUCAACUGUGGUACACAGUCAGAUGUCAACUACACUGGCUUCUCAUAGGGUGGUAAAUCCGACCUGUGAAAAUCCUUUUGAAAAUGUCGAGGAAUUCCCUCUCAAGCAGCAGAUCUCAAGUGAGUCACAGUGUGUUCGUGGUGAAGGUGACGUUGGAGUUGGCGGCGUACCAAAAUCGGGUGGUGGCAGCAAUGGUUCUCCUUCCUCCUCCACAGGUGGAGGCGGUGGCGGUGGAAAUCGAAUUAUUCAAUCCGCCAACUCCAUCCAAUCAGCCACUGUUUUUUCCAAACGUGGUAUCGGCACGAUUUCCCCUCUAAAUCGGCGUACUUCGGCGACGGGAUGGACAGCACACUCUCGUUGGAUGCCGACUCUCGGUCGCGGCCCUGUUGCUUUUGUUGGUGCUGUUGCUGUUCUUGUUCCUGGUGAGUCUGGUGUCCGAGUCCGGCCACUGAUGGAGACUGGCAAACGAUCUACGCACAGUACAGACGAACCCCAUCGGCCUGAAGCCCAACUACUCGAGCCAAGGACGUCCUAUGAGGAGGUGCUUUCUUGGUCGGAGUCUUUUGACAAUCUCAUGCGAUGUUUUACCUCCCCCGAAGGAGCAGCAAACACUAUACAUUUACUCACUUCCCUUCUCUCAUGGGCAGUUGGACAGAAGGCCUUUCGUGAGUUUUUGCGGUCAGAGUACAGUGAGGAGAAUAUCCUCUUUUGGCUGGCAUGUGAAGAUCUCAAAGAGGAGACGUACUCCAAGGCUGUGGAAGAAAAGGCUCGGCUCAUCUACGAGGACUACAUUUCCAUUCUCUCACCCAAGGAGGUGAGUCUGGAUUCGCGUGUCCGGGAUGUGAUCAACAGAAACAUGACUCAACCAACACCGCACACAUUCGAUGAAGCCCAACUGCAGAUCUACACCCUAAUGCAGCGUGACUCCUAUCCACGUUUCCUUAAUUCACGGAUUUAUAAGGACCUCCUGGCAAUGACGAAAGGCGAGAAUUCCUAG
Molecule: messenger RNA, 1842 nt
Organism: Rodentolepis nana
Lineage: Eukaryota; Metazoa; Platyhelminthes; Cestoda; Cyclophyllidea; Hymenolepididae
Source: the annotation of a GenBank genome assembly